ACAGAGUAAAGGCAAAACAACACAGCUUUUAGGUUCCCUGCCCAAUGGAGAGAACCCAGAGAUUACCAAAUCGUUUUCGGUAAACGCACCCAUCAGAGAAACUACCUUGUAAUAAUAACAAAAUCAUAAAUCUGGAAGAUAGAUUAAUUUUAAAAGGCGACACCUUUUUUUAUUUUGAAAUUUGUAUAUUACUUUUUCUUUCCUGGGCGAUCGAAUCCAAUCAAAAAGCCAAAUCCAAUCGGAAAGAUUGAAACUUGGAAGGUGGGUUAGUGAGUUGAAUGGCGCAACAAGGUCAGGGAAGCAUGGAACCUGAUGUUCUCGACGAUAUCAUUAGGCGUUUACUUGAUUACAGAAACCCUAAAGCUGGUGGCACGACGAAGCAAGCUAUGCUCAACGAGUCUGAGAUCCGACAGCUUUGCUUCGUCUCUAAAGAGAUUUUUCUUCAGCAGCCUUGUCUUCUUGAGCUCGCUGCCCCUGUUAAGAUCUGCGGUGAUAUUCACGGUCAAUACUCAGAUUUAUUGAGGCUUUUCGAGUAUGGAGGUUUCCCUCCUGCAGCAAACUACUUAUUCUUAGGAGAUUACGUUGACCGUGGGAAGCAGAGUUUGGAGACUAUUUGUCUUCUGCUUGCCUACAAGAUCAAAUACCCUGAAAACUUUUUUCUCUUAAGAGGAAACCAUGAGUGUGCGUCUAUUAACAGAAUCUACGGAUUCUAUGACGAGUGUAAACGAAGAUUCAACGUGAAGCUCUGGAAAGUAUUUACAGACACUUUUAACUGUCUCCCUGUGGCAGCUGUCAUAGACGAAAAGAUACUUUGUAUGCACGGUGGACUUUCUCCCGAUUUGACCAAUGUGGAACAGAUUAAGAACAUAGAGCGUCCAACUGAUAUUCCAGACUCUGGUUUGCUUUGUGACCUUCUUUGGUCUGAUCCUAGUAAAGACGUCAGUGGCUGGGGGAUGAAUGAUCGCGGCGUCUCCUACACUUUUGGCGCUGACAAAGUUGCUGAGUUUCUGAUAAAGAACGAUAUGGAUUUAGUCUGUCGUGCCCACCAGGUUGUAGAGGAUGGGUAUGAGUUCUUUGCUGAUAGACAGCUUGUGACUAUGUUUUCUGCUCCAAACUACUGUGGUGAAUUUGACAAUGCGGGUGCAUUGAUGAGUGUUGACGAAAGUUUAAUGUGCUCUUUCCAAAUUCUUAAGCCUGUGGAUCGGAGGCCGCGGUUCUUUUGAAGAGAAAGAGUCCAUAACCCUGAUUCAAGUCUUACGGAAAGAAAGGGAGGAGAAAAGGCGACAAUGGAUGUUGGUGGCAGAUAAUUCUGAACCUCCUGAGUAGUCUCCAGAGUUGCAAAUGCAACUAUACAUAUAUAUUUACAUGGUUAUCAUCUCUGCCACUUACUUUUAAAUGUUGUCUUGUUUCUGCAACCCAAAUUUUUUGCUCUGUUUUCUUUUCUUUCUCUGUUCUUUCACAUGUCAGAGAUACAAAUCCUCUUUAAGUGUAUAUAUACUUCAUAUGUAUCAGAAUCACACUGCGGGAUGCUUCUGUUCAUGGAUGCUUAGUAAAAAACAAAGGGUUCUCUAGAUA
This is a messenger RNA of Camelina sativa (false flax), 1575 nucleotides long. RefSeq names its product serine/threonine-protein phosphatase PP1 isozyme 5. Lineage: Eukaryota; Viridiplantae; Streptophyta; Magnoliopsida; Brassicales; Brassicaceae. Gene Ontology annotation, molecular function: protein serine/threonine phosphatase activity. The record is from RefSeq and is a predicted model, not a curated record. Gene Ontology annotation, cellular component: nucleus; cytoplasm.